This is a messenger RNA of Anthonomus grandis grandis, 1926 nucleotides long. RefSeq names its product MFS-type transporter SLC18B1-like. Gene Ontology annotation, molecular function: transmembrane transporter activity. Gene Ontology annotation, biological process: transmembrane transport. Bases 302 to 1777 code for a protein of 491 amino acids. Lineage: Eukaryota; Metazoa; Arthropoda; Insecta; Coleoptera; Curculionidae. The record is from RefSeq and is a predicted model, not a curated record. The transcript has 10 exons.
GUUACCAAGUUUAGUUUAUUUAGUGCACAAAUAUACCCGACGACAUUCCCGGUUAAUCUUAUGUGAGGGUUAUCGCGAACACUAGAAACACCAUAAACGGGGUCAACAAAUUUAUUUUAUUUUUUUUUCUGAGUGCACCCUAUAUAAGACAAAACCAAUUUCCGUUUCUCAUUUUAAAUCAUUUUCGGUAAUUAGUGCCGAUGAUCUCGAAGCAUCAAAAAACGCUUUAUCAAGUGCCUAAUGUACAGACGUUAAAGAGUUUUGCUUAGAAUUGUUUAAAUAAUACGUAUAUUAGUAUAAUAUGAAGGUUGAUACCGGUAAUUUGCCUUGUUGUUCGUGUGAUAAGGGUAGUGUUCGUGCUAACGCAGAUGGGUCUAGGGAGGAUGGUAAAAUUAGUGGGAUCGGAUGUUGUGGGGGCAGUAAAAAAGGGAAAAAGAAAAAAACCCUCACAUGCACCCAAAAAGUCUCCCUAGUGAUGCUGGCCCUUGCAGACUUCAUGAGCGUCUGCUCCAUGUCGAUCAUUUCACCAUUUUACCCGGCAGAGAGUGCGAGCAAGGGUGUUCCAGAGUCCCUCUCUGGAUUAGUAUUCGGCGCAUACGCUUUAGUAGUUUUCCUCACCUCGCCCAUAUUUGGAAAAAUCCUUCCGAAAUUUGGAGCAAAAUACAUGUUUAUCUCAGGCCUGUUGGUAUCAGGAGUAUCCAGUAUUAUAUUCGGACUUGUGGAUAGGAUACACGACUACACAUGGUUCGUCACUGCCUCGUUCUGUAUCCGGGCUGUAGAAGCUUUAGGAGCAAGCGCAUACUCUACAGCUUCCUACGUACUGAUCAUCAAUAUAUUCCCUGAUAAUGCCGGGUCUGUAAGGGGACUCUUGGAAACAUUCGUUGGCUUAGGCUUAAGUGCAGGCCCAGGACUAGGAGGGGUUUUAUACGCGAUAGGAGGGUUCGGUCUACCAUUUUACGUCGUAGGAGUAACAACCAUCUUCAUUGCAAUUUUAAAUGCUUACCUACUCUCCCAACCUAAGAAGAAUGAGGUGGAGACAAGUGGAUCUUUUCGAAAUUUACUUAAACUAUGGCCUGUACUGAUCACUUGUGGUAUCAUCGUGAUAACAUCCAUGACGGGUUCUUAUUUGGACCCCACUUUGGAACCCCAUCUUAGAGCGUAUGACUUAAGCUCUAGCCAAGUGGGUUUGAUGUUCUUGCUGCUCUCGGCAACUUAUGGAGUGACUAGUCCCCUAUGGGGAUGGAUGAGCGAGAAAUUUAGGGACUACAGUUGGCUGAUGACUACUGGACUGUUUGGAAGCUCGGUGGUGCUGCUUUUUAUGGGACCCUCGCCAGUUUUUACGUUUUUAGAAGACUCGAUUCCUUUGAAUGCGGCUGCACUCUCUGCACUAGGUAUCUUCAUAGCUAUGUCCCUGAUUCCCACUUAUCAAUUCAUAUUGGAUAGUGCCAUGGAAAAUGGGUUUCAAGAGAAUCUGGGUACGCACAGCGUAGUAGCAGGACUGUGGUCCUCAGUUUACUCUCUAGGCGAAGUGAUUGGGCCUAUUUCAGGAGGGUUUUUAUUGGAGAAGUUUGAUUUUCCUAUAACGUCUUCGGUGUAUGCGCUUCUAAACUUCAUAUGCGCAUGCGGUGCUCUCUUAUAUUUUAAGAUGAGUCGCAGAAAACCGAAAACGGUUGAGGUCACUUACGUGGAAAAUGGAAUUUAUCACAUCGAGUGCAAAUACUGUGAUGUGGCCGAUGAGGAGAACGUCGAUAGAGACGUUGAAGAUAUUAGGUUAUAGGUUUAUUUUUUUAAAUCAGUAUUUAAGUUAUUUAUUACAACUCGACCACUAACAAAUAUUAGUUUUAAAAUAGACAAUGGCAUUCUGUAUAUAGUUCUUAAGUUUAAUUUAUUGUGAUAAUUUCAUAAAUCCAGUUUCGUAAGUUCAAA